This is a messenger RNA of Telopea speciosissima, 1694 nucleotides long. RefSeq names its product protein ROOT PRIMORDIUM DEFECTIVE 1. The transcript has a single exon. The coding region runs from base 167 to 1648 and encodes 493 amino acids. The record is from RefSeq and is a predicted model, not a curated record. Gene Ontology annotation, molecular function: RNA binding. NCBI's taxonomy places the organism in Eukaryota, Viridiplantae, Streptophyta, Magnoliopsida, Proteales, Proteaceae.
UGAAGUUUGUCUCUUCUCUGUAUGACAUUAAAGCUUCCUCUUCGUCUUCUAGCAAAACCCUAAUGAGGUACACAUCCAAUUCUCAAAUAAGUCUCAGAAACUUAUGGUUACUCUCUACUAAGUUGUACUCAGAGGAAGAUAAGAGGUUGUGAAAACCACAGCAGCAAUGCAACUUCUUAAAAAAACUUUCGCUUAUUUCCCCAUUCAAUUUCUCAAAAUCAAUCACAAUCACUACCAAAAUCAAACCUUCAUAGCUAAGCAUCUCCUUUACUAUGACUUCACAUGCUUCAGAACUAUGUCACAGUCCACUUCAAUCCCCAAGAAACAACAGAGAGUCAGAGAUCAUGGAUAUGAUAACUACAUGGAAGUCUAUAAGAAGAUCCGCAAGGUUCUUAAGUUCCAAGAUCUCAUCCUCAGUCAACCAAACCAUACCAUCUGCGUUUCCCGUCUCGACAUUUUAGCUCGCCGACUCGGCUUCAAACAGUAUGAAGCUGGUGCGUUCAUCCUCAAAUUCCCCCAUGCCUUUGAAAUCUACGAACACCCGGUUCAGAGAAUCCUCUAUUGUCGUCUCACCCGGAAGGCCACCCUUCAAAUUGAGCAAGAAAAUCAAUCUCUUCAGGCUCAAAUCCCAGAUACCAUUAUCAAUCUGCGUAAGCUGCUUAUGUUGUCGAAAACAGGUCGCCUUCGCCUUGAACAUAUACGGAUUGCCCGCCUUGAUUUUGGACUUCCCGAAGACUUCGAGUUCUCUGUAAUUCUUAAGAAUCCACAGUUUUUCCGGUUGUUUGAUGCGAAAGAGACUCGGUCCAAGUAUGUUGAGAUAGUUGACAAAGACCCCAAUUUGGCAGUUUGUGCAAUUGAGAAGCUGAGGGAGAAAGAAUAUAGGGAAAGAGGUAUUGAUGCUGAAAACAUUCGGUUUUCCUUCAUUGUCAAUUUCCCUCCUGGCUUUAAGAUUGGUAAAUACUAUAAGAUUGCGGUGUGGAAGUGGCAACGGCUUCCAUAUUGGUCACCAUAUGAGGAUGUAUCAGCUCAUGACCUCCGUUCGCUUGAGGCACAGAAGCGUAUGGAGAAGAGAGCCGUCGCAACAAUUCAUGAGUUACUGUCGUUGACAGUGGAGAAGAAGCUUAGUCUAGAGAGGAUUGCACAUUUUAGGUUGGCCAUGGACUUACCCAAGAAGCUGAAGGAAUUUCUGCUUCAACAUCAAGGGAUCUUUUAUAUUUCAACAAGAGGGAAUCAUGGUAAGCUUCAUACAGUUUUUCUUCGGGAGGCAUACCGGAAAGGUGAAUUGAUAGAACCAAAUGAAUUGUAUUUGGCAAGAAGAAAAUUGGCUGAGUUGAUUUUGUUGAGCCCUAGGAAAGCAGCUGUGGAUCGGGAUUUAUUUGAGUCUGGCAGGGAUGGAGAGGGUAAUGAAAGGAGGGAAAUCAGAAGAGAUUGUGUUGAGAAUAGUUCUGUAGGCUUUAUGUUUGAACGUAAGUUGGGGAUAGAUGGAGGGCAGGAAGAGGACUCGGGCUCAGAAAGUGGUACAUUGGGAAUUGAUGGAGAGCAAGAAGAGGACUUGGGCUCAGAAACUGGUGGAGAUUCUGAUUUUACUGAUGAAGAAAGUGAUAUUGCCGAAACUGCAGAUGAAGAUGAUGUUCAUUGUUGUAAAUGAAUGAUUCAUUGAGAUAAUUUAAUGGUUUUUGGACCUUUUCAAAACU